This is a messenger RNA of Syngnathus typhle (broad-nosed pipefish), 2985 nucleotides long. RefSeq names its product CUB domain containing protein 1a (gene cdcp1a). The transcript is spliced from 9 exons. Bases 213 to 2612 code for a protein of 799 amino acids. Lineage: Eukaryota; Metazoa; Chordata; Actinopteri; Syngnathiformes; Syngnathidae. The record is from RefSeq and is a predicted model, not a curated record.
ACUUGCAGUUUACCUACCACACCUUUCGCACACGUACACACGGAGCCAGGAAGUGGAGAAGUGGAGUUUGGAGUGCAGAUUCAUCAACGAACUGCACAGUUGACCAACACUUCCCCCUCACUACGAUGACACAAUGAGUAGUCCGGCAUGCUCAAAGGUUCAGCGAUUCCACUAGGGAACAAAGUCGCAGUACCUGUGAAUGGUUCGGCAGCAUGCCGCUUUUGAGAGUCCAAGUCUGUUCUUUUCUUUUUCUUUUUGUUGCUUCAGGAAUCCAGUCAUUUAUGUUCAUCCAUGAUGGAAGUACCACUGUCAACAUCAGCAGGCUGGCCAAAGGCUCAUCAUGCAAAGUGUGCACCGAGGGAAGGCAAAAUUGUGAAGAGGCACUAUUGUUGAAAGUCGGCAACCCUGUUUCAGUGCAAUUCUUUUGCCCCCAUCCUGAAGAUGAAUUCAAAGUGGAGAUCAUACAAAAUAUAGAAUGUACCAUUGAGGAAUGCGGUUGGUGGUCGGUUCCAGUCAGCACAUUGUGGUUGGAUUUCCACCGUAGGUUCACAUGGAACCUGAAGGCCUCUGGACCAAAGUCAGUCCAAGUGGACUUCCCAGAGACAGGCAUGAGACAAAUUCCUCCAUCUGAAAAGUGUCCAGAUAUGCACACUUACACCUUCAAGGCCUUUCAGCAGACAGGCAGUGUGGUCAUUGGCAAAUACUGCACAACGGGCCCUAUCAGAAGUAUUCAAAUUCUAAACCAGGGUAGCUUCUCUUUGGAUGUCCCACCAGGCCUGGAGGUCCAAAGUGACUAUUUUACUGUGUCUGUUGGAGAGGACAUCAAAUCUCUUGCCAAAGUUACAUUAUCUUUGUCACAUGGAACAUAUUCCUCUGAGUUGCUUUCUCCAAACUUCCCCGAGAGUUUUCCCGACGAUGACGUGAUGGAGUGGUACUUUGAGCUCACAAAUAAACAAAGAGCAGCGAUAAAGUUCCUUAACCUGACCGAGCCACGUUGUCUGAAGAAGGAAACUGCGGCCGAGUACCACAACAAAGGCAGGCUGGCGCUGGUGACGGCUCUGACGGACACCCAACCUCUCCAGAGUCAGGGAGACUUUUCUCUGAUUCUCAGGAACUGUGAGAUGGAUAGACGACAAGCUGGUUCUCCUGGACUCUCCCUGAAACUCAAGGUGACAGCUUUAAGGACGAGCGCACCAGUGAAUUGUAGCGUGGACCUGAAGAAAAUCAAUUACCUCUCCCUGCACUUGGAGAGACUGAACCUGGCCUCUGAAUGUGAAAUGAAGAUGAACUCUGUCAUCAUGGAGACCAUUACAAUCCCAUCCGGAAAGGUUUCUCAACUGACUUUUCAGGACUGUCUUCCUCAAGACAUCAGUGUCACAGCCAGUGGAGUCAUUGGUUGCAGUCAAUUUAAAGAUUGCCCAAAGUUUCCAGUGCGUCUUGCGGUGCCCUUCUUACCCAGUUGCCUCCCAUCCCCCUUGAACGCGGUGACCUGGGCCCUCCGUCCUCCCCCCCACGGCACUGUGGAACUGACCUCUUUAAUGGGACCCCUGAAGCAGUCCCUGCCGGGUCAGCUGUGCGACGACAGUCUCAUUAGCUUGACCGAGGAUGAUGGCAAGACCGUAGGCCACUUCUGUCCUCAGGGGGCCAUUCAGAAGGUCCAAAUCCACACCAACGUAACGGUCACCCUCACAAAAAUAGGCAACCAAACACUGAAAUCGUCUGUGAAGCCUUUGUUGACUGCUAGUUUGAAAGAGGAGAUAACAGAAAGGUACAUAUUCACAUUAUCCCCAAAAAGAGACACGAGUCUCCUUUUGGCGACGCCCGGUUGGCCGGCGGGGAUGGAGUCCUACGCCACCGUCUCCUGGAUCGUCUCGCUACCCCCUAAAAUGGAAGCGCACUUGAAGUUCGUCAACCUCAGCCAGCCCAAGUGUGCCAACCGCCAUACCAACAUUCGGGUGCAGACGUUCGACAGUCUGGAGGAGGAGUAUAGCCGAAGGGAGGACGAGGAGGCCGAGGAGGUCACCGUCACCGAGAGCUUCUACCUUAACAUGUCUAACUGCAUGACAGAGCGAGGAGACUUCAUGGUCGUCACAGAGCUAACUGUCCAGAAAAACCAACUAUUGAUCAUCAUCUUGAGUGUGGUCGCUGCUCUGGUCCUCCUGUUCAUCGCUGUACUGGUGGCGGUCUGUAUCGUAAUUAAGAAGAAGAAAAAGAAGAUCAAUCAUCAGGUGUCCAUCUACAAUCCCAACGGCACCAUCUUCCUGCCGGGAAACAACGCCUUCCCUAAAAGCCGUGAAGACAACGAGUCCCAUGUGUACGCCUCCAUUGAGGACACGCUUGUCUACACCCACCUGCUGAAAAAAGGCGCAGAGAUGGGAAUCUACACAGCGUCGGACAUGGAAGACCCCUACACGGAGACAACAGACUCUCCACUAUCUAAAGACGAAAACAACAUUGAGACGGGGGUUUACCAAGAGUAUCCGCAGCAGGGACCCCCACUUCCCAACAGGCCCCCCAGCCACGGCCACACGCUGGUGGACAAUGUGAUUUACGACGCACAGCCCACCUCGGCUACGAUGGAGGCACGGCUGGAUCCGGAGGGAGGCAACUGAUAGGAUGCGGGAUUUCCACUUGACUUUUUUUUUAUUUAACUUGGUGAUCUUCAUUCUUGGAUUGCUAGAGACCUUGUUUUUCCCGCAUGGGUUUUUGCACCAAAUUCACAAACUAGACGUGCUCAGACUUGACUGCUGCUGCUGCCUGCUUUUAUCUUGAGUGGCAGUGCUUCUCUUGUGAAAUGAGAACUGAAUCACCGCUUACUUAAGAGAAAUGGAACACAUUCCUUUAAAACUCACAAGCUGAUUUUGGGUGAAAGACAGAUAACACACUUUUAAACACUCAAGACGUGCGGUCGUAACAUUUUACAGUCAACUUUUAUGUGAGUUUCUUCUCAUCUUUUAGAAUUAAAGACAUUUACACAAACUUUAA